UUUGGAACGUCACUUAAACGAGCCAUUUGUGCCAACGUCAUCGCGAUGCGUCAAUGCCAUGAAAGGCUGGCAGAUGCCUCUUCGAAACAGUAGUCUGUUGUCGCUAAGUUGAAGAGUAGGCGUAGUCUUAGGGAUGCCGAAGAAGUUCCAGGGCGAGAACUCCAAGGCAGUUACUGCCAAGGCCCGCAAGGCAGAGGCCAAAGCAGUGGAAGAUGCCCGCAAAAAGAAAGAACUGGAGGAUGCACUAUGGCAGGAAAAUGACAAACAUGUCCUGAAGAAAGAACAGAGGAAGGACGAUAAGGAGAAAAAACGCCUUGAGGCCCUCGAAAGGAAGAAGGAGAACCAGCGGCUCUUGGAGGAGGAAGCUGCAAAGAUUAAGGGAAAAGCCAAGGAGGCGGCGGCGGCAGCGGCUGUGGGCAGAGUGACCCGUGCCCAGAUUGAAGAGACACUGCGUGUCGAGCAGCUACAGCAGCAGGAGCAACCCAAAGAGAAGAGCCACCUGGAAACGCCCCUGGAGGAGAAUGUGAAUCGUGUAAUUCCUGAGGAAGGUGCAGUGGAAGCUAGAUCUGUAGAGGAUGCCAUUGCCAUGCUCAGCACGGCAGAAGAGCUUGACCGCCACCCGGAGCGCAGGGUGAAAGCAGCGUUUGCGGCAUACGAGGAGCUGAACCUGCCCCUCCUUAAAAAAGAGAACCCCAACAUGCGCCUGUCGCAGCUCAAGCAGCUGCUGAAAAAAGAGUGGAUGAAGUCGCCAGAGAACCCCCUGAACCAGCGCUUUGCCAACUAUAACACCAAGUGAACCAAUAUGAAAAGCUGCUAACACACAACGUUCUACCUACAGGCACAUUGGACUUCCAUGGAAGAAUCCCCCAAACCAAUAAUUAUUCCCCCAUUAUGAUUGUAUUACUGGAUAACCUGCACUCGCUCCCUAGGAUGGACCUCUGAUGCCAAGAAUCAACUUGGGACCUUUUUUCAUUCCGAUUCAAACAGGAAAAAAGCAACCUUCUGUGGUUUACACUAUCAGUGUUUAGCACAUGUUGAAAGGGGAAGUAUAUUGGUGCAAGACGUUUGACAUUAAAGUAAUUUAUUUCAGUUCACAAUACUAUUGUAUUGAAUUAUCCCUCAUAUUAAGACUACAGGUGUGUGGUCUUCACUCUUGCCUCUUCCGAUCAACUUUAACCCCUUGAAUAUAACGUUGACCCACAUAGGAAUAUAUGACUGGUGCCUGUUGUAGAUUUGUUGUAAGAUUAGUAACUUGUUAUAAACUGCCAUGUUGAGCACCAUUGCAAGUAACUCCAUUCUCCAAUAGUGUGUCCUAGAGCACAUGUUUCUCCUCAUAACAGGGCCUUUUCUGAUGUACCUACUGAAUAAACCAAUGGUGUGGAUACAGAUCCUGGUAUUAUGAAACAUUAGGUCUGAAUUCUGUAUAUACUUAUGGUUUAACAAAAUACUUAAUAUUUAGAUGUUAAACUGUAUAAAGAUUGUUGAUAAUCAUAAGUUUAAAAUGAAACGACUUGUUCAGAAUAAGUUACUUAUUGAAGUGUGCAGGUGUCAAAAAACUUACCCCCCCCCCCCCCCCCCCUUUAUCAUUGGGUUGGAACGUUAAGACUUUGCUUGAUGUCUUUCAACUUUAGUGAUCUGGGGACAUUUCAGCUAGAAUAUCUAACUCUUAGAGGAUGGUAAGGGGACACUGAAUGCUUUCAGCUGUGCUCCAGUUACCACUUGUUUGCACACCCUUUCAUAGAUUUAAAGUAGACCAGUGUAAGUGUCAUGAAAACUCUGCAGCUCAUACCAGUCCCAAUCCUGUUCAUUUUAACCCGUGACGGGAUGUCGAUGAGGGCAUUGGAACUCCAUGUGAAAACACCUAUGGCUCUUUCCUUUGGUAGUGACUCAAUGUGAAACCUGGAUUCUUUGACACUGGAUGAUAAUCAUCAGACUAAAUUCACAACCAUUUUGUUUAUGAAUUGCUUCUCUAUAAGAUGUCUUAGAUAUUGUAUAUCUAUAGGGCAAAUUUGCUGUUGGUGUUUUUACAGAAAUACAGUAUUGUGUAGACAUAUCUGUCACUGCUUCUGUACUGUUCGAAAUGCAGGUACAGUACAGUAUGUGUACUUGAAAAUACUGUCACUGUAGAACAUAAUAUUCAAAACCCUCUUAUCUAAAUAAAUCUGCAGACGUAGCUUUCCUUUUUAGUUCCAAUGGCAGUUUUAACAAAUAAUGACCAAUAAAUUGAAUUUACCAUAUUUCCUGUUAAA
This is a messenger RNA of Esox lucius (northern pike), 2249 nucleotides long. It is a transcript of the gene ccdc124, whose product is annotated as coiled-coil domain containing 124. Gene Ontology annotation, cellular component: nucleus. Lineage: Eukaryota; Metazoa; Chordata; Actinopteri; Esociformes; Esocidae. The transcript has 5 exons. The record is from RefSeq and is a predicted model, not a curated record. The coding region runs from base 134 to 796 and encodes 220 amino acids. Gene Ontology annotation, biological process: transcription by RNA polymerase II. Gene Ontology annotation, molecular function: transcription coactivator activity.